Molecule: messenger RNA, 3080 nt
Organism: Westerdykella ornata
Lineage: Eukaryota; Fungi; Ascomycota; Dothideomycetes; Pleosporales; Sporormiaceae
Product: HET-domain-containing protein
Exons: 1
Coding region: 445-2703 (752 amino acids)
Source: RefSeq, a predicted model, not a curated record
UGGCCAGAUACCAGGUACACUGUGAAUGGGGGCCAAAUCUGCGGGGUGCUUGAGACUCCACUUCCAUAUGCAUGUCAGAUGCACCAUCUCAUUGACUCCACUGCAGUUAGACGGAUCUUUGUUUCUGGGACUUGUCUUCUACUCUGCAACCCACAAGCUUGCAAUUGUUUUUUUCGAAGAGGUGGUUCGUUUUCUUUGGGAAACAUUCAUGGUAUGCAUCAGCAGAAUUCCGCUGAGUGGGAUCCCUGCGCCUACGUGUUGAACAGUGUGUCGCAGGUAACUGAGCGUACGCAUAAAGAAAAAAGUAGUAUACGAAGGCGUACAUCCCGCAUAAGAUCCAGGAAAUAGUGCUUACCCACCUUCUCCCUGACCCUCACUGUAAACCAUCUAUCCUAGAUCUGACCUUUCCUUACUCAACAGGUCACUCCAUAGACCUUACCAACCAUGGAUAUCUCGGAUCACUCCACCAAAUCUCUCUGCCACAUCUGCCGCACCAUCGAUUUCCCGGUCUACUUUCAAUCCCCUGGACCCUCAAAUCAGAAAGACAUCACCGACACUCCAUCGAGCAACAAAGAGCAGACCCUAGGAUCAAGACUCCAACUCAGAGAAAGAGCCACCACAUGUCCAUUCUGCCACCUCGUCGACACCGCCACAGACCGACCUUUCCGCAACCGGGACGAAGACGGCAGCGUUACAAUCGGCCGUGCUUGCAUAGCCGAGACGGGGAAUUCAGAAGCAGGAGAUACCCAGAAGGUGCAUUGUAUCCAGGUCUCAGUGCAUCUUACAGAGCCUGUGAGGAAGUAUGUGGGUUAUGUUCAAUUUCUCGGGGAGGAUGCGGAGAAGCUUGGUAUCAGUUCGGCCUUCCGCGGGCGAGUUGUGCGAGAAGGUCGAUUCGAUGUGCGUUUAGCAAAGAGAUGGCUCGAAAUAUGCCAGAAAGAGCACGGGAAGUACUGCAGCAACCCCGACAACCUUUCUCCCGAACACCUGGCGUCCCUCCAACCCAUGGACCUCCUUGCCAUCGACCUCGAAAACAUGUGCAUCUGCGAAAUGCCGCACGGAUCGCCAUUCGUAGCGCUGAGCUACUGCUGGCCUGCAGCGCCGUAUCUCACGCAUCUGAAAUCCAACAGUGCGGAACUAUUCUCCAAAGGCUCACUGACGCGCAAUAUGCAGCGCCUACCAGGAACCAUCCAAGACGCGAUCAAGUGCUCCAAAGACCUCGCGUUCCGCUACCUCUGGAUCGACGCCCUGUGCAUUAUCCAGGACUCAAAAGAGCACAAAGGAAAGCAAUUGCGGCAAAUGGACCGGGUCUACGGCGCCGCCGAACUCACCAUUGUGUGCGCGUAUCCAGUCCCCAAAGGAACCCCGGACCCAUGCAGCGGACUUCCCGGUUUUUCAAAACCGUCACCCUCGAAGAAGCAGCUAAUAAAAUCUGUCAGCGAUCUUCGAAUGGCGGCAACUUCAAUGUGCGCCUCCGACGCCCUGAGGACUGCCCGCUGGGACACGCGCUGCUGGACCUACCAAGAACACCACCUGUCGCGGCGUCUCCUCUUCUUCACACACGUCCAAGCUUACUUCCUCUGCUCAUGCAACGCCUUCGCCGAAGACACCGUCUGCGAGUCUAUCCCGCGAACCGCGGCCGUGGAGCCGGGCACAACACUCUGGUCGCCCAAAGCGAGAUACGGCAACAAAGCCGCGUUCGAAGGUCGAUGGGGCCAGUGGAGCCUCAGCCGUGCAAAGAUUGCAGGCAUAGGACUCAUGAUGGAGACGUACGAGAAUGCUCUAUCCGAGUAUACGUACCGCGACGUCUCGUUUCCGACGGACAUUCUCAAUGCGUUCGACGGGAUUCGAGCGGUGCUCGCGGAAGCAAUGGAAACGGCGUUCUUCCAGGGCUUACCGGAGAUAUUUUUCGAUCACGCGUUAUGUUGGGUUCCCAAGGGUGUCUGCAAGCGCAGGAAAUCGAGAGAAGAACAGGCGGAUUUCAGGUUGUUCGAUCCGGCGAGGCCGCUGUUUCCGAGCUGGAGUUGGGCCGGGUGGGAGACUCCCGUGAAUCUGGGGUUUUGGAUGGCGAAUUGGGCGUAUCGGUCGGAGGUGGAUUGGUUUCUUGUGAAUCGGGAAGGGAUGGCGGUGAAGUUGGGGGUUCCGAGGGAGAGACAUGAGAGACUUGUGUACGAGAAGGGUGGGAAUAAGGAUGUUGGACCCCCGGAGGUGGAUAUGAGGGAUUUCCUGCCUAACAUUGUUCCACGAGACGCUAUCGACCCUAUGGCAGAGGAGUGGCUUAAUGCCAAAAUCCUCGCUGCUUACACUACCAGUGCUCACUUUUGGAUCGACGGCACUCCCUGGUCUCUCCAAGGGCACGAGCGCGCCUGGCCUGGGAACGUCAACCUCGCUAUCAAAGACUCCCGCAAAAGGGUUGUGGGGUGUAUACUUCUUCCCAUCGACCUCGCAGAGGACUGCCAGGAGGAUCCUAUGCAGUUCGAAUUCAUUCUCGUGUCGAGGGCGCUGCGGCAGAGGCAGACGGAGACGCAGAAGAAGUUGAGGUAUUUUGAUACAGGGGAGUUUGAGGAGUGGGAUUGGUGCACGUUGAAUGUCAUGCUGGUGAGGAGGUUGAGGAGUGGCGUGGCGUUUCGGGUGGGUGUGGGAAUGGUGCAUGAGGAGGCGUGGAUUGAGGCAGGGCCACGAGGAAGUUUUGUCAGGCUUGUUUGAGGAGGGAAUGUGUUGAGUCGUGCAAUUGAGGGUUAUGACAACUGCUGGAGAUUGACUAUAGCCUUGCUCAUUCUCACGCGACACGGUCGAGGGGCAUUGUCUCGGUCAACGUAUUCAACAGUACGUAACUGAGCUUUUAUUCAGUAACUACUGUACUGUACUGGAGGGAGUGCCUGUACGUACGAAUGGAGGCCCCCCAGGUACGAUCCGUACAUACGGUCGGGUGUACUUACUAUUGAAUACGUUGGGACUCUCGGCCAUGGGACGUCCGGGAUGAAGGCGCAGCGGCGAGUUGCCAUGUGCAAUGAUGGAGUGAGCCAACGGUGAAUUCACGAGGCCGUAGUAAAGAAGACGGUUCCUCAGUUUAGACGAUAUCC